This is a messenger RNA of Cryptotermes secundus, 4147 nucleotides long. RefSeq names its product kinesin-like protein costa (gene cos). The record is from RefSeq and is a predicted model, not a curated record. Gene Ontology annotation, biological process: microtubule-based movement; mitotic spindle organization. The coding region runs from base 137 to 3757 and encodes 1206 amino acids. The transcript is spliced from 19 exons. NCBI's taxonomy places the organism in Eukaryota, Metazoa, Arthropoda, Insecta, Blattodea, Kalotermitidae. Gene Ontology annotation, molecular function: microtubule motor activity; microtubule binding; ATP binding.
CAUUCUAUAUGUUUAGUAUUUUGAUCGAAGAUUUCAUUACAUCUAUAAAUGUGGUUACUUCUCGUGUCGGAAUAUGUGUAUGUCUAGAAUUACAUAGCUCUGCGAAUCUGCCUUCCGUAUAGGAUUGAAACAAAAAAUGAUAGGCGUUCCUAUUCAAGUAGCGGUUCGGGUUCGGCCUUUGCUUCCCACGGACAGGCCACAUGAAGUUAUCUGUGUUGAUGCUUUUCCGUAUGCUAACCAAAUUGUUUUGGGGGGCCAGAGAUGUUUCACUGUAAAUUAUGCAUUGCCCAUGGACUGUUCUCAAAGCCAGCUCUUUGUUAUUGCAGUAUACCCGCUGAUUAGUUGUGUGUUGGAAGGAUAUGAUAUAUCAGUGAUUGCAUAUGGCCAGUCUGGGUCAGGGAAGACAUACACAAUUCUUGGACCUGGUCUACAUUGUGCUUUCAGUGAAACGGAGUAUGGCAUUAUUCCCAGAGUAACUAGAGAAAUCUUCAGUCUGCUGGCACAAACUCCCGGCAGAAGAUUCAAAAUAACAGUAUCAUUUAUUGAGAUCUAUGGCGAUGAAAUUAGAGAUCUUCUGAACACAAGCCAAAUCAAGAAAAAAAUAUUUAUUGUAGAGAAUCCAGAGGGUACAGCAGUUGUUGGAGCUGAAGAAAUCAGAUGUCAAAAUGUUAGUGAAGUAUUCAAUUGCUUACAUGUAGGAAUGAGCAACAGACAAAUAGGAUGGGCAACAGCUCAGCAUCAGCCAUGUCAUUCCCAAUCUGUAUUCACAUUAACUCUUGAACAACACUGGAUUGUUGACGGCAUCAUGCACCACGCAUGUUCGAAAGCUCAGUUUACUGAUCUUGGAGGCUCAGAGAAGACAGUUUUAGUGGAUGAUGAUGGUCAUUUGGUAUUAGAAUCAGUUCGACAGGAUUAUGGAUUGGUAGCUUUGGGAAAUGUCAUUUCCACACUCAUAGAACCCCAGUGGCAGCAGAUGCAGGUUCCCUACACGCAGUCUGCGUUAACAAGACUUCUUAAAAGUUCCUUUGGUGGGAAAGCUACUACAUUGGUGAUUGGCUGUGUAUCACCAGCUUCUCUGGAUUUUGAUAAAACACUAAACACCUUGAGAUUCCUUGCUCAGAUACAAAGCAUCAAUAACAUUCCAGUGGUGAAUGGAGGAAGAGACAGCAAUGAUCAUGAACUCAAUGCAGAUGUUACAUCAGAGGAACAAUACACAGAUGUUGUGGAUUCAGAGGAAAGGAGUACAAAUGCUGAUACAUUUGGGCUGGAAUUUGCAGCAUCCCAGUGGCUGAAAUUGGUUGCUAAUGCAGAAGAUUUGCUUAGCAAACUUGUAGUAAGUAAAUGCCUUUCUCAAGAUGAGAAAGAUCAGGUUGAACGUUGGCUGUGUCUCAAACAAGAAUGUGAAGAAUGUGUUGGAAGUGAUGAUACUACAAGUUGCAAGGGUUUCGAAGGAAGAAUGCUUGAGAGGAUAGAUGAAAUCACAGAGUCAGAAGAAAAGAGUGAAAAUUCCCAAGUAGCCUCUUCUUUGAAAAUGAAGUCUAAUUGCAGUAAGGAUGUGAAUGAGGGGACUAAUUAUGAAUCUGAGACAGAAAGUGAACAGGAUUCGCAGCAUCCAGACUUUUUGGAAAAAUUGGAUGAUCUAAUUAAAAAAUUCAAGCAAAGAACUGAUGGUACAGUGAGAAAGAAAAGGGAUUCAUAUAUUAUUGAAGAUCAGAAUGAUGUGAGUGAUGCUUCAGAAGAGUGCUUGGAUGAAGCACAGGGUGAAGAAACCUGCAGUAAGUGUUAUCCUUCUUCGAAAGGGGUUCAUUUUGUCAGUCACAAAUCACUGGGUGGCAGAAGGAAAAGCAUUCAUCCUGGAGCUGAUAUGCCAGACAUCACCAUGGCAGCAAACCAUACAAAUUUAGGAACAUCUUUAAAAGAAAUUGAGUCUGUAGAAGAAUCAAUCCAGAUAGAUGGUAAUAUUGACAGAGGAAGAAGUGAUACUAGUGACACUCAGAAGCACAGUGUAAGUGAGGCAGCUCCACCUGCCUGUGGUUCACCACUACCAGGGCCUUAUCAGGAGCUAAGGAUGCUGUCUGCAGGAACUGAAGCGAGACAGAGUCAGAUUCGCCAAGUGUUAAUUGACCUGGAAGGUGUUCACAAGAGGCUUGAAGAGUUACAGUGCACUAUACAGAUCAAGGAACAGUUCAUUGGGGAUAUGAUCAAAAACAGUGAAAUGAGAGCCUCAGCGAAACAGAGGUUUCAGAGAAAGAGAAGCAAAUUGGAAGAAGAAUAUUAUAAGACAAGGACACAUCUAGCGCAAGCCGAAAAUGCAUUGUUGCUGAUUGCCGAUGGUAGUGAUCUGAAUGAAGAGAAACUGCAACACAAGAAGGAAAUUGAAAAAUAUAAAAAUCUUGCGAUGCAUUAUGAAAAGCGGAUUAAAGAUAUUGAGAUGAUUAAACAGAUAGCAGGCGACAGUGCCAGAAAGGUUCUGGAGUUGGAGAACAGCCUUCAGAACUCCAAGAGACAAAUGGAGAAGCUAAAGAAACAACUGAAGAGAGAGGAGCAACAUAAACAGUGCUUGGAACAGGAGCUUUUGGAAGAUCAGCGCAAAAUAAAGGAAUUAGAGCAAAAGUACAACUUGCAGACCUCAAAGUUGAAUGAAAAGGAUGCAAGUGCUGCUCCAGAUGAGGACAGGCUGCGAUGGAUCCAAGAAGAAGAGAAAAGAAUUUCCAGCAUGAGAGAAUCGUCACAGAGACUUCAGGAGCAGUUGUUACAGCAGCAGACAAUGCUGGAGAAGAGAGAAGCAUUUCUCAAAGAGAAACUAUGUCUGGAAAACCGCAAGACAAAGAGUAUAAGGGAAAUGAGUGCAAGAAUAUCUCAUUUAGAGCAGGUGUUGAAAGAAAAAUCAACAGAUUUGGAAAAAACUGAAGAUCUGGAUGAAAAGGAAGCCUUAAGACAUGAAAUUCAUAGCCUCCGAAAGACAAAAGAAUGCCUUUCAAAAGAACGGUGUGGUUUGGAUGAAAAACUUCAGAAGGACAAAAAGCUGUCAUCAAUCGAAGAGAGGAAGAUGCUGGAGUGUGAAGAAGCAAUUGAAGCCAUUGACGCUGCAAUUGAAUAUAAGAAUGAAUUAAUAUGUGGAAGGAAAGGGCAAGGUUUGGAUAACAGCCGUGUUGAGAGGGAAAAGGGUGAGAAGUUACUUUUAGAGCGACUGAUGAAGCUUUCGCCUAUUGAGAUGAGAACUCUGCUCUACAAAUAUUUCCAGAAAGUAAUAGACCUUAAAGAGAAUGGCAGCAAGAUGGAAGUUCAACUUGCAGAGCUAGAAUUGCAGACAGAGGCUCAGGCUUGGAAGAUCCAGGCAUUAAUCAAUGCUCUUCAACAGACCCAUUUUGAGGCAGAGCGACGGAUCGUUGUAUUGCAGAAAGAGCACCAGGAAAAACUUCAUGUUAUGUUACGUCAUUUCGCUGAAGAGUCAAGCGGUAGCUCAGGUACUGAAGCUGCCAGUCGCCACCUGCAUCUCAACAGUGAUGCGGAACUUGGAAAAUAUAAACGUGAGAACAAAAUUUUGAAAAAGAGGAUCCAAGACUUAGAAGCAUUGUUGAAGACUGAUGCAAGAGUAAGGAGAAGAAGAAGUAGAAGUGUGAGUCCUGUCACAAUACCUCAGCAGAACUUGAAACAGCUCCAAGGCUCAGGUUCAGUACCAACAACAAAAGUUACCAGACAGAAGAACAAACUUAUCAUUCAGCAACAGAAAUCAAAGAAUACUUCUGGGAGCUAGCAUAAAUGCCAGGCAUGUGAUUCACAUAACACACUGUUCAAAGUACAGAGUAUGUCAGAUAGUAAAGUAGUAAUUCUGUGAGGUUCACACAAGAUAUAAAGCUUUGUCAGCAAAACAGCUGUGGGAUAUUUAAUAUGCCAUAUCACAACUAGCAAUUGUCAGAUUUUGGAUUGAAACUUGUAUUGUUGCCACUUAACAAAAUACCUUGAAAAUCAGUCAUGCUAAAGACAAGUUAGCAACAUAUCUUGAUGUGCUGAGUUCAUGGGAUGGCAACAUGCAAGCUUGAGAUAGUAUGUCAUGUCACUGAAGAGCACAAAAGAGAAGAAAGAAGAAAAGAAAAGUAAAGAAAAAAAUAUAGAGGUAUCCCUGCAACAGGUUGGAUUGUGAGAC